Molecule: messenger RNA, 1958 nt
Organism: Thalassophryne amazonica
Lineage: Eukaryota; Metazoa; Chordata; Actinopteri; Batrachoidiformes; Batrachoididae
Product: transmembrane protein 200C
Exons: 2
Coding region: 104-1630 (508 amino acids)
Source: RefSeq, a predicted model, not a curated record
GUGGCGCACCACGGUGAGAAAGAGCAGUGCGCCUCUGAAGAUGCUUCAUUAUCAAACCACAUUUACCGAUUUUGAGUGACAAGCCUGCUGUCCAGUCACAACCAUGAUAGCCACCGGUGGCCUCCUGCGCAUGCACCGGCGCCAGGAUUCCCUUCGCUCUAAAAACCGAGCGGAGAACAAAAGGAAGCGGAAAGCCAAGAAGAAGAAGAAGAAGACCGACGUGGUGGUGGUGAAGGGGAAGCUCAAUCUGUGCUCCCCGGCUGGUCUGGUGGCUGCUGUUGGAGUUAUAAUCCUUAUUGUGGGGAUUUCUAUGGCCGUGUUGGGGUACUGGCCCAGUUCCAACCCACAUGGGUAUCAGUAUCGCAGCAGUGGAUCGCACCAAGCCAAGAGGACAAGUGGCUCGAAAAGUCAGAGCCAUCCUUCCAACUUGACCAGUGAUAAAGUUGUCACUGGCAAGACAAAGGUGUAUAACCAGAGCCAUGCUAACAGCAGUUCCGCGGGUCCCACACCUCACUGUGGCUUCCUCUGUGACUUCCUUGACAACUACCUGUACUCUGACAAUCUGAAGGUCUUUGGACCGCUGGUGAUGGGAAUCGGCAUUUUCCUCUUCAUUUGUGCCAAUGCAGUCCUCCAUGAAAAUCGAGAUAAGAAAACGAAAAUCAUCAACCUGAGGGAUAUCUACUCCACGGUUAUUGACCUGCACAGCAUAAAGUCAAAGGAGUACUCACCUCUAAACGGCUUGGUGAACUAUACGCAGUCAAGGAGCGCAGAUGGUCCAUCAAGCUCACGCGCGGCUCCUGGACUGCACACACGCAGUUCCUGGCCCUCUACCGGGCAUGGCUUCCCGGGCGAGUUAGGCGGAGAUGAGCCGGCCAGGCGCCCGUCGUUGGCCGAUCGGCCACGGAGCUGGUCGAGAGAUGUUCAGACGUUUACGGACACUGUCUACAGCAUCUACAAAGACUGCAAUAGCAGCCAGCAGACCGCCAAGCCCAAACAGUGGGAGACCACCUCCAUUGUCACCUCCUCUGUGAACGCUUUCACCCUACCUGUCAUCAAACUGAACAACUGUGACGUGCAGGAGUCUGACAGGGGUGAGGUGAGGGGUCGCACACAGGAAGGAAUUGUCGUCGAAGCUGCUGCUGAAAACAGCGAGGGAGGCCACAGCGAAGAGACCGACACUAAGCAGAAGGACACCUCGACAGCAGACCAACAUGAGGACAUACCUGCAGACACGGCUGACCAACAGGGAGCGCCGCAGGCCCAGCAGCAGCCACAGUGGAGCAGCCCGGUGAAGCUGUUCCCUCCAUCACCUGUUGCCAGGGAAAUGGGCUCACGACUGUCACUCAACUCCCUGACGGAUCAGCCCAGGUCUGCACGCCGCUGCAGCCUGUCUGUGUCGGCGUGUCGUCAAGGAGACAGAACCAGGCGCUUCAGCUGCCCUCGCCUGGAGCACUCCAGUAGUAAGGGCUACAUCAAACUGAAUGACCUCACGGGCGAGUCCUUCGAUACCGCAGAUACAGAUCCUCCUUCAGCUACUCCCGAGCAUGAAGAAACGAUGGACACGGUGGCAGAAGGAGUAGCUCAGGGGGAGGAGGACCAGCUGGCACCCGACACCGCUGCAGAAUCCUAGACUCUUUUUAAAAAUGAUUCCUGAUGAGCCUCUGGAACUCUUGUGCUGUUCCUUCCUGGAGACGGGAAGCGGUUACGGACUAUGGAAACAUAGCCACGAACACUCGAGAGCAAGGCUCUUUACUAAAGGCCACACCCACAGCGUUUUUAUAUUUUUUCAAUGUAGCAAGAGCAAUACUGUAAACUUUUAAGAACAGUGAGUCAUGAUUUGUUUAAAAAAAAAAUUACAGCCAGAUUUGAUUUGGGGGAUGAGAUAAGUUCUAACUUUUGUAUAACAGUAGGGUCACAAUCUUAGUGGUAGAAUUGCCAAAAAAUGACUUUACAACGUG